Hippocampus comes (tiger tail seahorse) is the source of this 2454-nucleotide messenger RNA. It is a transcript of the gene snx8a, whose product is annotated as sorting nexin 8a. Gene Ontology annotation, molecular function: protein binding; phosphatidylinositol binding. The transcript has 13 exons. NCBI's taxonomy places the organism in Eukaryota, Metazoa, Chordata, Actinopteri, Syngnathiformes, Syngnathidae. The record is from RefSeq and is a predicted model, not a curated record. Gene Ontology annotation, cellular component: early endosome membrane. The coding region runs from base 172 to 1797 and encodes 541 amino acids. Gene Ontology annotation, biological process: early endosome to Golgi transport; intracellular protein transport.
UUCAUAUGGAAUAAAUACGAUUGGAUGCAUUAGCUACAAACGCUUUCACAAAGACCAUUUUAAAACUUCAUAAAACGUUUGUCGUCACAGCUGACAGCCUUACACUUUAUUGUGGCCAUUAGUCGUAUGGACUUUACACCAGAAGCAGCCUACUACAACUUUAAGAAAUAAAUGACUUUUUUUUCGCUUCUGCAGGAAAUCACAUGGAGGUGCUCUUGCGCUCACAUGACAGUCCGAGCCAUGGCUGAAGAGAUCAAUGAAGGCUCAGUUCCUUCUUAUUACAGAGAGGUGUACGAGGCCGUCUGCUGCCCAAACGAUGAGAGAGUUCUGGGUGAAGUGUUUCAAAGGUUACUCGAAAGCACGAAACUGUCCAAGGCAAUUCAAACCCAGAUCGCCCAACACGUUGACGCGGGCGCCGAUGGAUCCCUGAGCAAGCUGUCGCUCUACAAAGCGCUCGCUUUAAUCGCUGCCGCCCAGCAAGGAAAGCAGCCGGGUCCCAAAGUCUUGGAGAACUACAUAAAAGAGUUUCCAAAGCCUCAGCUGGGGGAGCCAAGUGAGUUGCGCGCGCUGAGGAUGCAGGAAGCUGAGCAGGACGUGCUGACGCUGUCCCUAAACCUGGACAGGCUGCUGAACAGAGAUGCGGUCAAGGUGGAGCUCAUACCGGAGAAGAAAGGCCUGUUCCUCAAGCAUGUGGAGUACCAGGUCACCACCCUGCGUUACAAAAUGUCCGUUUAUCGACGCUACAGCGACUUCGACGUCUUCCACGAGAUCCUGCUUCAGAAAUUCGCCUACAGAGUUGUGCCUUCGCUUCCGCCCAAAAGAAUGUUGAAAGGAGUCCUGACGUCGGUUUCCGAGCGGGAUUUCAUCGAGGCGAGGAGGCGCGCGCUGGGCAGAUUCCUCAACUUGGUGGCGCAGCACCCUUUCUUCUCAGAGGAUGAGCUGGUCAAGACCUUCUUCACCUUCAGCGGCUCUGAUGUCCAGAUAAGGCUGCGUGAUGGUUACAAGAAAACAGGCGACGAGUUCAUGACAAACAAAAACGCAACUCUGGCAAAGGAAUACCUCCCUGCCGACAUCCAGGCACAGUUCUCGGUGAGCAGAGAGCUGAUCAAGAACAUCCACAACAGCUUCUGCAAGCUGCGCGAGCGAGCCGAGAGGAUCGCCGAGCGUUCCAAGGGGAACGCCAGUGACCUCCUCAUGUUUGGCAGGGAGCUCAGCACGCUGAGCUCCGACACGUCGUCCCUUCCGUCGCUGGCCUCGUCACAGAGUACAUGGAGCCGUCUGUGUCAGUCUCUCAAAAGUCUAUCGGUGGAAUUUGCCGUGCUCUCGGAUAAAGCGGCUCAGCAGUGCAGGCGGGAAGAGGAUGACGUCGUGGAAAGGCUGAAUCUUUUCCUGGAUUUGCUGCAGUCGUACAGAGACUUGUGCGAGCGCCACGAGAAGGGCGUGCUCCACGAGCAUCAGCGGGCGCUUUACAAGUACAGCGUGAUGAAGAGGCAGAUGAUGAGCACCACCGUGCAGCCCAAAGAGCACGCAUCCAUGGAGCAGCUCGAAUCGCGGAUUGUUCAGCAAGAGACUGCCAUACAGAUCAUGGAGUUGCGGAAUUACUUUUCUCUGUUCUGCCUCCACCAAGAGACGCAGCUCAUCUUCACCUACUUGCCAAUCACCUCCCACAUCCUGGGAGCCUUUGUCAACUCCCAGGUGCAAGGACACCGAGAGAUGGGCGCGGUGUGGAAUGAACUCCAGCCCAAGCUCAGCUGCCUCUUCGUUGAAAACAACGGCUUGAAACCCGCCCUCGAAUAAAUGGGUUCGUGACGCAAAAGGGAAACUGGGCGGGGUUUAAAAAGAAAAAAAAAGCUUUCAAUUGCACAGCACACAUUUCACUACAAGUGGUUUUUCCUACCACUCUCCAUUUGGGUUUAUUAGGUUUGGCCUUUUGACAUUUUGGCUGUCGGCUAAUGCUCCCAAUGUCCAAAUUAAACUUUUACUGCCAACUCGGAAGGAAAUUCUCCAGGCUGUAAGGGACCAGGUAGCACAGUGGACAUUCCUGCCCUUUAUGUUCUUAAGUUAUUGCAUAACAAGUGGAGGGAAUAAAAUCGAGUAUUUUACUUUAUUUAAAUCCUGGGAACACUGUUUAUUUUUGCUCCCAGAAUUCCGAUAUUUGAUACAGAUGAUACACAUCUUUAUCUGUUUGCUUCCCAUUUUGCCGCCUUGUUUUAUGCAGUUUGCUCAUCGUUGACAUGACAACUCCCACAUGCUUUGGUUGAAAAGCUAAUUCAAGGGGCCGACGCUCCAACAUGCACAAUACCGUUUCAACGCGAGCUGAGCUUUGGAAUGACACUACACUUCUCACUCCAGAUGUGCAAUAUGUAAAGUAUGAAUCCGACCAACCAGGUGAUGAGUUUCAAAGCUGUUUUGGAACACUUUUAUUCUUAUAAAAAAACAAAAAGACACCUCCUG